AUGGACUAUGACAACGGUACUACGUCUGUCGAGCCUCCUUACGACCGCAGCUUGGCCCCUCGACCCGACAUCAAUUCCUCCCCCUUCGAUUCCGCGCAAACACCACCGUUGUCCUACCGGCCUGAAACCCCCCCGGAAUCAGUACAAGUCAUAUCCUCGCUCAUUGAUUCUCUGAGCAAAAUAUCCGCCUCGUCGUAUUCGAGGCAAGAACUUGGCGCGAACGCCGGCAUACAUAUCUCAGGAGAUCUGCACCGACGUUCCAGUUCCUCAGAACCACCAAAUGCGGACGACUUGGACAGGGAACAGCACGACCCUCCUCCCACUGAUGAUAGUAGUGAGGCAGAGGCCGCCGCGCCGCCGGUGGUUAAGUACGCUAGAAGGCCACCGCUAUUGUCCAAAAGGUCGAGCAGAUCAUUCGUCCACUCCCUGAAUAUGACCUCUCAGAGCGGUCUAGCCACGAGAGAAUCUAUACAGAGUCUUAAGUCGCGUGCUGAGUCUGAUAGCGUUGGAGUACCCAGCAUUGAGAGACGAAACCGUUCCAGCGCCAGCUCAACCUUCUCGUUUGUCAGUGGUUUGAGCGUCCCUCAUCGGAAACCAACGUUCGAGUCAAUGCGCGAGAUGGCUGCCUCAAAGCCUAUUCCUCCGCGGCGAGUUUCGUCAGAUAGACGCCGGAAGACCGAAUCCCUUUAUAGCAUCGACCACGAAAGGGAGAACAAGUGGCCGACCCGCGCAUCAUCCAUUGAUGGGCGUUCAAGUGUGGGAGUACAACUUGAACCUGCGCCUGCUGAGAGUCCUACAAUCACUGCUCUGAGAUUGAGCAGGGGUGAUUUGGGAAGCCAUAUGAUCCCUUCUCGUCGGUCAUCCCUAAGGCGCAGCGUCACCGGCGUUUCGGAUGUCUCCCCAGACCAACAGAACAGACACUCUUUCUCUACUCGAGAUCUGAAAGAGCUCAACAUCGAUUCCGAACUCAUUGAAGGCGACAACUCGACUGUCAGACGUAUUCGUGAACUGCAAGAAGCUCGGGAAAAGCGCCAAAAGGAAUGGCGAAAUGAGGCACGGAAAUCGGAGCGAGCUGCGAAGAGACAUACCAUUGCGACGCCUAAAUUGUCGACACAACGCUCAAGCCCUUACCAGACUUCGAGACUCUCUGUUACUGAGGUGGUGGUAGAGUCACCCGAAGUGGAGAGUCCACUCGACCUAUCCGCAACGGUCACCGCAUCUGAUCUGGCCGACAUGCCUGCCUUUGCUCCACAACUUCCUAAGGAUGAACCACCCCUCCCGCCACCUGCUGUGGGCGGCGUUAUGUCUAGUCCUUCAAGUGCAGCGCCGUCCCGGCGCAAUAGUGUCUACCGUGGCUCCAUGGCUCAGGGCAAGCGGAGUUCCAUUACCCACACGAACAAACAAGAACCGGCUCUUAUGGAGAUGAAGUCAAUAACUGAAGAAGUUGAUACUUUUCUUGGUGCGCCCCGUUUUACCCAAAAGAUUCGACAUCCACGCACCGGUCGGACAAUCGCCUUUUCAGAAGUGGGAGAUCCGAACGGAUUUGUGGUCUUGUGUUGUGUCGGUAUGGGAUUGACUCGCUACCUCACCGCAUUCUAUGACGAGCUUGCUAGGACUUUGCGCCUGAGACUGAUCACACCCGAUCGGCCUGGCGUGGGCGCAAGCUCACCGUUGCCAGAAGCUCAGUGUACUCCUCUGAAUUGGGUUGACGAUGUGGCCGUCAUAUGCAGUUCUCUGGAGAUCACGAGGUUCUCGCUUCUAGCGCAUUCUGCAGGCGCAAUUUACGCUCUUGCGACAGCCUUGAAGAUGCCACAAUAUGUGCGAGGGCGUAUCCAUCUCCUAGCCCCAUGGAUUCCGCCUUCACAGAUGCCCAAAGGGGCAGCAAUCGGCCCCGACUCGCAGCCGAUUGCCAAUCUGCCCUUUAGUCACAAAAUUCUGAGCGUUCUGCCAGCACAAAUUCUCAAAGUUGCAAACUCAAGGUUUUUGACUGCCACAAGUGCUUCUGUGGAUACGAAGCCACUAAAGUCCAAGAAGACCAAGCAGCAACUCGAGAAUCUAGACGCAGCGCUCGCUUAUCCAUUCCAAGAUUUAAACGACGACAGUUCAUUUGGAGCCACCCUUCCUGACUUUGAGCCCGAGCGACCCCGAACAGGCACAGCCAACCGGGCACGGGCUCUGUCAUGCUAUCAGGCCAAUAAUGAAACGUUGGGGAUACCGGGACCCCCUUUGUCCAGCCCAAAGCUCGAUUCCGGCCGGCAGACGUUUUCGUCCACAAAAACCUCUGCCGCGGCUAUUCGACCGAUGUCUCCACGCUUGAGCCCCGAAGCACGGCAAGCACUUUAUAACCAGACUCUUACACAUCGCAUCUGGACGCUGGCCACGCAGAAUGCGAAUCCCGCCAUUGAUCUGCUGGUCUGUCUGGAGCGACGGAGACCUAUAGGGUUUCGAUAUCCUGAGGUGACAAGGUCAGUUGUAAUCCAUCAUGGGGCCAAGGAUACGCGGGUUCCGCUAGACAAUGUACGUUGGCUGCACGGCGUGAUGAAGCGAUGUGAAUUACGAAUCCUGGACGGUGAGGGACAUGGCCUCAUGGCGAGCGCAUCAGCCAUGGCCACGGUCCUCGGUGAGAUCGCCAGAGAAUGGGAAGAGUGGGAAAAGAUCGCGCAGGGCAAGGAGAAGAGGAAACGAAGCGACGCGGCGUCUACUUUCUCGAGGGGGAGGUCGUUUCACAGUAGAUUUGUGGAUGCUUCGUACCGAGAAGCUGCGUCGCGUGACUCCUGA
Fonsecaea nubica is the source of this 2778-nucleotide messenger RNA. RefSeq lists its product as hypothetical. The transcript has a single exon. The coding region runs from base 1 to 2778 and encodes 925 amino acids. Lineage: Eukaryota; Fungi; Ascomycota; Eurotiomycetes; Chaetothyriales; Herpotrichiellaceae. The record is from RefSeq and is a predicted model, not a curated record.